AUGUCGUCACCUGAGAAGCGCCGCUCUCAGCGCACUUCGGCCUCGGCAACCCCGCGACGGAGUGGCCGUGGCCAAAAUUCUCAGUUACCGCCCAGUAGCCCACCGCCAGUUGGCCCAGACGAGCAAUUACAGUCUGAAGCCACGCAAGCCUCACAGCGCGGGUCUCAAGCAACUCCUAGAAAUACCAGAUUUCAGUCUGCAUCUACACAAUCCCCUCUGUUCUUCCGUUCCUCGCCUGCCAACCCAUCGGGACAAGGGGCCGAGAAUGGCGCAGAUGAGAGCGAUGGCGGAGCGACACCAAAGGCUUCUGCCAUGACGAUUGGGGACUCCUCGCCUAUCCAUUACGCUUCCAGUUCCAGUCCUGGCCGAGCCCGCAAUGCCCAAAACAACAUCCCUGGAAGCAGCAGCAGCGCUCUCUUUGUGCGAGGUUCAGAGUCUGCAGCACGAAGUCGCCGUAACGAUAUUCAUUCCGAUGUCUUUGGUACCAGCUCUACGAACCGCCGCCGCAGGUUGUUUGUCGACGAGAACGGCAUGGCUGUUCAGGAGGCAUCGGAUGCCGCAACCUUUUCGAACGCCAAUCCGGACACUUCAGACGCCGAUGUUCUAGGCGGGAAUUCCUCGCGAGUCAUUUGGGGUACCAACGUAUCUCUCGUAGAUGCAAGGCAUGCGAUGCGAGACUUCCUGAUGAACUUCCAAAGGAAAUACCGCAUGAUCCAGGAUGGAGAGAUAGAAGAAGGCACAAGCUUUCCUCCGAACCACCCGGCCCUGAACCGCGAGUAUGUUGACAUUAUGAAGAUGAUGCUCGAGCUUGGUGUUACGCCAUUGAACCUCGAUGCUCGUAACUUGAAAUCAUACCCGCCAACCAGGAAGCUUUGGCACCAGCUUCAAGCGUACCCCAACGAAAUCAUUCCCAUCAUGGAUGUUGCAAUAAAGGAUAAUAUGCUCGAGCUGGCUGAGAAGCGCAUGGCAGAGAUGCGAACUCAACUCACGCAAGCGCAACGCACUGCGCAACCAAGAGCUCGCGACUCAAGCUCUCUGCCACCUAUGCUGAGCUCUGAUGCUCCUACCCCGGGUGGCCCAUCGCCUGCUCCGUUCGCAGAAAUCCCGAACUUGGUCAGUGAGGUAGAUCAGAAGACCUACAACGUUAGGCCGUUCGGUCUCGAUCAUACGAUCAACCUGCGCGAGCUGAACCCUGGUGAUAUGGACAAGCUCGUCAGUGUGAAGGGUCUAGUCAUUAGGACUACGCCCAUCAUUCCGGAUAUGAAGGACGCCUUUUUCCGCUGCUCUGUAUGCAACCAUAGCGUCAGAGUGGACAUUGACCGUGGCAAGAUCACCGAGCCUACCAAAUGCCCGCGUGCUGUUUGCGACUCGCCCAACUCAAUGCAGAUUGUGCACAAUCGCUCUGGGUUCGCCAACAAGCAGGUUAUCAAGCUGCAGGAGACACCUGACGACAUGCCCGACGGGCAAACACCACAUUCCGUAUCGCUCUGCGCAUAUGACGAGCUUGUGGAUGUUUGCAAAGCUGGUGACCGAGUAGAGAUUACUGGUAUCUUCAAGUGCAAUCAGGUCCGCAUCAACCCGCGUCAGCGAUCAGUCAAGAAUAUCUUCAAGACAUACGUAGAUGCCCUACACAUCCAGAAAGUCGACAAGAAGCGACUAGGUAUCGAUGUGUCGACCAUUGAAGAAGAGCUUGCGGAGCAUGCAGCGGGCGACCUAGAAGAAACUCGCAAGGUCUCCGAGGAAGAAGAGGCGAAGAUCAAGGCUACCGGCGCCCGUCCGGAUGUCUACGAGCUUCUUUCGCGUUCGCUUGCACCCAGUAUCUACGAGAUGGAAGAUGUCAAGAAGGGUAUUCUACUCCAGCUGUUUGGCGGCACAAACAAGCAGUUUGAGAAGGGCGGUAGUCCGAAAUACCGAGGAGACAUCAACGUUCUCCUCUGUGGUGAUCCCUCGACCGCCAAGUCCCAGAUUCUACAAUACGUACACAGAAUUGCACCACGUGGUGUGUACACCUCUGGAAAGGGUUCCUCCGCUGUUGGUCUGACUGCAUACGUCACACGCGACCCCGAAACCCGACAGCUAGUGCUCGAGUCUGGAGCUCUUGUAUUGUCUGACGGUGGUGUGUGCUGUAUUGAUGAGUUCGACAAAAUGUCAGAAGCUACGCGAUCCGUCCUUCACGAAGUGAUGGAGCAGCAGACUGUCUCCAUCGCCAAAGCUGGCAUUAUCACCACCCUCAACGCGCGUACCUCGAUUCUUGCGUCUGCCAAUCCCAUUGGAUCAAAGUACAACGUCAACCUCCCGGUUCCACAAAAUAUCGACCUGCCACCUACACUACUCUCGCGUUUCGAUCUAGUCUACCUUGUCCUGGAUCGUAUCGAUGAACAGAACGACCGUCGCAUGGCUCGCCAUCUCGUAGGAAUGUACCUCGAGGAUACACCAGAGAAUGCCUCCAAGAGCGAAGUUAUGCCAAUCGAAUUCUUGACUGCCUAUAUCUCUUAUGCACGCACCAAUAUCCACCCCAAAAUCACCGAGCCCGCAUCAAAAGCACUAGUAGAUGCCUAUGUUGCUAUGCGUAGUCUGGGUGCUGAUAUCCGUUCACAAGAACGAAGGAUCACAGCUACCACUCGUCAAUUGGAGUCGAUGAUUCGUCUUGCGGAGGCCCACGCUAAAAUGCGUCUCUCAGAAGAAGUCACAGCCGACGAUGUUAACGAGGCUGUCCGUUUGAUCAAGUCGGCGCUCAAGCAAGCAGCUACCGACGCACGCACUGGCCUGAUUGAUAUGUCGCUCCUAACAGAGGGAACAUCAACCAGCGACCGACGAAGGAAAGAAGAUCUCAAGCGUGCCGUCCUUGCUUCGCUAGAUGAACUUGGUUCUGCCGGACAGAGCGUACGCACGAACGACUUGAUCAAGAAGGUCCGCGAGGGCGCAAGUGAACAAGUCGAGAACCAGGAGUUCCUUGAGGUACUCAGAAGUGCGGAAUUGGAAGGCGCUGUACAGAUUACUGGUGAGGGUAUGCGGAGAAUGGUUAAGAGGGUUGUCGGUACCUUUUAG
This is a messenger RNA of Pyrenophora tritici-repentis Pt-1C-BFP, 3048 nucleotides long. RefSeq names its product MCM2, ATPase involved in replication control, Cdc46-Mcm family. Gene Ontology annotation, molecular function: ATP binding; single-stranded DNA binding; single-stranded DNA helicase activity. Lineage: Eukaryota; Fungi; Ascomycota; Dothideomycetes; Pleosporales; Pleosporaceae. Gene Ontology annotation, cellular component: MCM complex; nucleus. The record is from RefSeq and is a predicted model, not a curated record. Gene Ontology annotation, biological process: DNA replication; double-strand break repair via break-induced replication; DNA strand elongation involved in DNA replication.